AUGAGUGCUAAGCUUUUCCUUACAUUGUGUUUGAUUGCCUUGUUGGCCUGUGUUGCCGGCAUGACUAUGGCUACUGAGGCUAAGGCUAAAAUUAGAGGUGUUAGAGCCACUAAAACCACAAGAGCUAAGAAGCCACCUACCGUUAUCAAGACUCUUAGUCAAAGAAACUCCACUAGAGUUGCUGCUCCAAAGAAGCCAAAGGCCGUUAGAUCUGUCAAGAGAACAACAAAGAGGGCAACCAAGAAGGCUUCCCCAAAGAAGACUGCUGUUAGAUCUGUAAAGAAGACUCCAAAGAAAACUGGUGUUAAGAAGGUUGCCAAGAAGUCCACCAAGACUACUGUAAGAUCUGUCAAGAAAACACCAAAGAAGUCCACCAAGAAGGGUGCUAAGAAGGCAAAGAAGACUGUUAGAUCUGCCAAGAAGGGUACUAAGAAGGCAAAGAAGACUGCUAAGAAGGUUAAGAAGGUCAAGAAGGGUGCCAAGAAGGGAUCUAAGAAGGCUAAGAAGGUUAAGAAGUCCACUAAGAAAGGUGCCAAGAAGGUCAAGAAGGGUACAAAGAAGGGUGCUAAGAAGGUAAAAAAGACUGCUAAGAAGGGUGCUAAGAAGGUUAAGAAGGUCAAGAAGGGAUCUAAGAAGGCCAAGAAGACUGAAACUGUUGUUACUCCAGUAGUUGCUUCAAACACCACUACUACAGCUUAA
Messenger RNA from Naegleria gruberi, 699 nucleotides. RefSeq lists its product as uncharacterized. The coding region runs from base 1 to 699 and encodes 232 amino acids. Lineage: Eukaryota; Heterolobosea; Eutetramitea; Acrasida; Naegleriidae. The transcript is spliced from 2 exons. The record is from RefSeq and is a predicted model, not a curated record.